This is a messenger RNA of Motacilla alba alba, 696 nucleotides long. Its product is annotated as OX-2 membrane glycoprotein-like. The record is from RefSeq and is a predicted model, not a curated record. Gene Ontology annotation, molecular function: cell-cell adhesion mediator activity. Lineage: Eukaryota; Metazoa; Chordata; Aves; Passeriformes; Motacillidae.
AUGCGCAACACCUUUUACUUGCUGUGGCUCUGCAUGGCUGUAGGUGGAGGCGCUUUGAAGGAGCGCAUCCAAUCUGAUACCAUCAUCGUAGCUGCCUUUGGGAAAGAAGUAAAUUUCUAUUGCAACUUCUCACUCUCAAUGGAUGUUUUGCAAGUUACCUGGCAGAAAAUAAAUGGGAUCUUCCAGAGCAUGGCCACCUACAGCCCAAUACAUGGGCUGAGGCUGAUAGGGUCAUUUCAGAAGAAGGUGUCUUUCACUAGAGCAACCCCAAAGGCCUCAGCUAUCACCCUCCAAAAUCUCACACUUGAGGAUGACUCUUAUUACAGAUGCAUUUUCAACGUGUUCCGUCAUGGCUCCUUCAGCAAAGAGAUAUGCCUCAACAUCCAAAGUAAGUUUUCUACUAACACCUUCUCUCUUUCUGGCACUCAGUUUGGGUCUGAUGUACUCAGAAGGCAGAAGACACAUGGUGCACCCAGAACUCCUGCAAAGAAGACAGGCUUACAGCAACACCUAGGUGAGAGAGCCUCUCUGAGCCUGCACACACCAAAAGACCAACACAUCCCUUACCAAAACAAGUGGCUGGCUAGGGGUGGCCAGGCAGGCAAGGCUUGCCGCAGGCCGCACCAAGAUAUCAACAGCCAUGUCGACACAUUGCCGCGUGCUGUGGGGAUGGCCACAGCAGCGGCACUUCACUAA